Molecule: messenger RNA, 1026 nt
Organism: Darwinula stevensoni
Lineage: Eukaryota; Metazoa; Arthropoda; Ostracoda; Podocopida; Darwinulidae
Source: the annotation of a GenBank genome assembly
AUGCUAACAGCAUUCGGGCAAGCGGUAGGCGCUAACACUAACCCGGCAGUGGCAGAAGAAACCGUCAUUGUCUAUAACUGGUCAGAUUAUGUGCCAGACGGGGUGCUGGAGGACUUUACCCGCGAAACUGGCAUCAAAGUUCAGUAUGUCACCUACAAGAACAAUGAAAUCAUGUAUACCAAGCUAAAGCUGCUGAAAGGGAGGGGGUAUGAUGUAUUGGUUCCCUCCACGUAUAUGGUGGAACGCUUGCGUAAAGAUGGCUUGCUACAACCGAUCGACCGCUCAUUGCUGAGCAACUACGGACAGCUUGACCCUGAGCUGCUGAAUAAACCUUACGAUCCUAGCAAUGAAUUCAGUAUUCCCUAUCUGUGGGGCAGUGUUGGCUUGGGAGUUAACAUGGCUAAUCCAGCCACCGCCAAUGUUUUGUCUUGGGCUGACCUGUGGCAUAAACAAUGGCGUGACAAAUUGUUGUUAAUGGAUGAUAUGCGUAGCGUAUUCCAUAUGGCGUUGCGGUUGGAUGGCAAUUCAACUAACAGUACUGCCCCGGAGGAAAUCAAACAGGCUUACGAACGCCUGCAAAAACUGAUGCCUAAUGUUCAUGUGCUGGGAGAGGAUAAAGCCAAUGAAGCCUUUGAGAAGGGGGAGGUUGACUUGGGUACACUCUGGAAUGGUGAUGCCGUGCUUGCACACAGCAAAAAUCCGGCAAUCCAUUAUGUCUAUCCUAAAGAGGGAGCCAGUUUCUGGAUGGACAGUUUCGUUAUUCCUGCCCGUGCUAGUAACUCGGAAAAUGCCCACAAGUUCAUUGACUAUAUGCUGCGCCCCGAAGUGGCGGUGCAGUGUGUCAAGGAGCUAGGUUACGCGACACCUAAUACGGUUGCCAAAGCUAUGUUGGACGCAGAAACGCGGGAUAACCCGAUGAUUUUUCCGCCGUCUGAUGUGGUGUCAAAAGCGGAAUUCCAGCGUGACAUUGGUAAUGCGUUGGAACUCUAUAUGCGCUACUGGACGAAGUUGAAAUCUGAGCUAUGA